Colletotrichum chrysophilum is the source of this 510-nucleotide messenger RNA. RefSeq lists its product as uncharacterized. Bases 1 to 510 code for a protein of 169 amino acids. Lineage: Eukaryota; Fungi; Ascomycota; Sordariomycetes; Glomerellales; Glomerellaceae. Gene Ontology annotation, cellular component: cytoplasm. The transcript has 2 exons. Gene Ontology annotation, molecular function: oxidoreductase activity. The record is from RefSeq and is a predicted model, not a curated record.
AUGGCUACCCAGAAGCCGACACACAUGCGGGCCCCUGUCGCCAACCCCGUCACCCCCUUUUGGAACUCUUCCCCGCGGGCGCUGGACGACCAUCGCACUACUCCAGACCUACCCGCUUCCAGCGAUGUGGUCAUUAUCGGCGCUGGUUUUGCAGGAGUGGCUACGACGUAUCAUAUCCUGAAAGACAACCCGUCUCCACCUUCUAUCACGAUUCUAGAGGCCAGGAAAGUCUGCUCCGGCGCGUCGGGACGGAACGGCGGACACGUCAAGCCCGACACAUACUUCAACGUCCCCAAGUAUACCAAGCUCUACGGGGCCGUGAAGGAGCUCGUUGGGAGCGAGGGCCUGGACUGCGAUUUCCACCUCACGCGGGCUGUGGAUGUAUAUCUUGACCCGGAGCAUGCCAAGCAAACCGAAGCAGCCUAUCGCGAGCUAUUGAAAGCGGGCAAGGUCAACCUGAAGGAUGUGGCUUUCACGCCUGAACAGGAUGCCGAAAGGGCAAGUCGUUGA